Molecule: messenger RNA, 6456 nt
Organism: Monodelphis domestica (gray short-tailed opossum)
Lineage: Eukaryota; Metazoa; Chordata; Mammalia; Didelphimorphia; Didelphidae
Source: RefSeq, a predicted model, not a curated record
UGGAAACUUGUUAAUCCCUGAUUUCCUACCUAAGGAGGUCUGGGCAAGCUCCCCCACUGAUGUGGGACUAUUUGAAUCAGCUAUUCCAGUUUCUAUUGCUAUCAAAGGAGGGAAACCCCCAACAGUACCUCAGUAUCCUCUUUCUAAAGAGGCAAUCAUUGGAAUUACAUCCAUAAUUGACUUUUAUUAAACAAGGAAUCUGAUCACCCCUCCCCCAUACAACUUGUAGGUCAGAAGCAAAUACCCCUAUUCUUCCAGUAAAACAACCUGGUCCAGAUGGUAAACCCAUCUAUCAUUUUGUCCUGGAUCUUAGAGCAAUUAACUCUUAUUAAUUUAGACUAUUUUUCCAGGGUAACAUGAUUCAUGUUCUUUCCUUCUCCUCCUCCCAAUCCCCUCCAAUAGCCAAAGAGCAAUUCCACUGGAUUUUACAUGUGUCAUUGAUCAAGAUCUGUUUCCAUAUUAUUAAUAUUUGCACUAGGGUGAUCGUUUAGAGUCUGCAUUCCCAAUCAUAUCCCCAUCAACCCAUGUGAUCAAGCAGUUGUUUUUCUUCUGUAUUUCUACUCCCACAGUUCUUUCUCUGGAUUCUACCAUCAUUUUUAAAAGAUAUACUUUGAUCUAAUAUGGAGAUGACUUUCUCCUAACCUCUCCUAACCAAGAAGUCUGCUAUCAAGACUGCUGCCAUUUGGUUUGGUAACUUGCUAAGUGUGGACACAAGAUAUCCAAAGCAAAGCUACGGUGGUAUAAAACACAGGCGAAAUACUUGGUUUUCAUUUUGUUGCCAGGAAAAAGAUCUAUUUCUCCUAAGAGGAUACAAGCAUUGUAGAACUUGUCUAUGCCCAAGACUAAAAAACAGGUAAAUGCUCUAUUAGGAGCAGCUGGAUCCUGGAUUCCAUCUUUUGGGGAAACUGUGAAGCCUCUUACUGAACUUACAAAAAACUCAGUCACUGAACCUUUAGAAAUGAAACCAGAACAGUUGGUUUCUUUAAGGGAACUUGUUCUCAUGACCACUCCUACCCUAGGGUUGCCUUAAGUGUUUCUAAGUCUUUCACUCUCUACUUACAUGAAAAGAAAAGAGUAGUCUUUGGGGCGUUGACUCAGACUUUUGUAUUUUGACACCUUCCAGUGGUUUAUUUCUUGGCCCGGUUAGAUCCAAUAGUCUCUGCAGUCACCCCCUGUUUGACAGUUGUAGCAGUGGCAGCCUUGCUGAUUAAGAAGUCAGCCAAUCUGAUACUAAGAAACCCCCUCACAGUGCAAUGCUCUACUGAAGUUGAGGUUUUACUGUUAUGCCACCGAACACAGGCAUUUUCAGAUAAAAGACUUGCUCAGUAUGAAGUGACUCUAUUAGGAAAUGAGAACAUCACUAUCAAAAGAUGUCACACCUGGAGGUGGAGCUAAGAUGACUACAGAGUAGCAGGAACUGUCAAACUCUCACAACUGAUCACUACAAAGCGUCUCAAAAGGACAAAAAUCAAAGUCAGACAAGUGAAGGGACUCUGCCAUAGGGCGCAGCCUUGAAGGUCGGCAAUGUUUGGGCAUUUCCAUGCUAUAGGAGGGUAAAAUUACACCUACCAAAGCAUGAGCUGAUCACCCCUCCCCAAUACCACCUACUGCACCAGAGUCAGAGCAAGGGCUGGAGAAAUCCCUAAAUUCUUGGGGUUGUCUGAGGGUACCACAGACAUACCACCAAGAGCAGUGUAAGGCAGCAAGUCUUGGGACCUGAGACUGAAGAGCACAGAGCCUGGGUGUGGAGAUAGGGCAGAAAUGGAUUGGCCACAACAGACCCAACAGAGACUGGAAAGAUAACCUCAGGGCAAAACAGUUUAAAGCUCCCUACACAAAGAGCUGCCUGCCCUCUUCAAUCAGACUUCAGGCUAGGAAGGAAAAAUAAUAGAGAGUCAAAAAACAAAGACAGCAAUGGCCACCAACACUCAGGAACCACAAUCCACAUGUACCAAAAGAAAUAAGCUGCAGGAGAAAAAGCCAUUGACUUUGGAUAAUUUCUAUGAAAAAGAGCAAAAUACAGAAGCAAUAGCAGAGAGUGACAAACAAGAAAACACAUCCAAACUUUCCCAAAAGAAUGGAAAUUGGUCACAAUCUCUCAAGGAACUCAAAAAGGAGUUCAAGAAUCACAUAAGAAAGCUAGAAGAAAAAUGGGAAGAAAAGUGGGAAAGAGAAAUUAAAGUAAUACAAAAGUAAAAUAACAGACAAAAUUUCCCACAUGGAAAAAGAGAGACAGAAAUGAAAUGAAGUAAUAAGCAAAUUGGAGACCAGAAUCGACCUGCUGGAAGCCAUGAAAAGCAGGAUAGACCAAAUCAAAAAGGAAAAUCAAAAGAUCAUAGCUGAAAACCAAUCUUUAAAGACUAGAAUUGGGCAAGUAGAAGCUAAUGAUCUCAUGAGACAGCAAGAAUUAAUGAAGCAAAGUCAAAAGAAUGACAAAAUAGAAAGAAACAUGAAUUAGCUCAUUGAAAAGACAACUGACCUAGAAAACAGAUCUAGGAGAGACAAUUUGAGAAUUGUUGGUCUACCUGAAAACCUGAAAAAAAAAAUAGAAGUCUUGACAUCAUAUUACAAGAAAUUGUCCAAGAAACCUGCCUGGAUAUUCUUGAACAAGAGGGAAAAAUAGACUUUGAAAGAGUCUAUAGAUCACCCUCUACAUUAAAUCCUCAAAAGACAACCCCUGGGAAUGUAAUUGCCAAAUUCAAGGGCUUCCAAACCAAGGAGAAAAUAUUGCAAGUAGCCAAAAAGAGACAAUUCAGAUAUCAAGGAGCCCUGCUCAGAAUUACUCAGGAUUUGGUAGCCUUCACUCUAAAGGGCUACAAGGCUUGGAAUAUGGUAUUCAGGAAGGCAAGAGAAUUGGGUCUACAACCAAAAGAUGUAACACCUUAAAUCCUUCCCCUCUGCCACCUGAUCUUCCUUUAUCAAGGGAGCCCUGACAUGACUGUGAAACUGUGAUUGAAAUGUUGGAACAACCAUGCCAAGAUCUUUUAGUCUCCCCCCACAAAAGUCCUGAAUGAACCCUAUAUACUGAUGUCUCUUCCUUUGUAGACAAAGGGAAAAGUUUUACAGGCACAGCUGUGGUUACUAAUUAUGAUAUUUUGUGGUCAGCCUCCCUCCCAUUGAACCUCAGCACUCAGACAGCAGAACUUUUGGUCUUAACCCUGUUAUUUAUCUAGAGGAAAAACUAUUAUCUAUUCAGAUUCCUGGUAUGCUCUGGGAAUGUGUCACACCAUGGAAAUGCUGUGGGUACAGCAUGGGCUCCACAUCAUCAGGAAAAAAACAGGUAGUACAAUCUAAUUUGAUUAAAGACUUACUUGAAGCCAUUCAGCUACCCAAAAGGGAAUUGAUCCUGUAUCCAAAGGAAGUGAAUGAGCUGAUUUAGAUUCAGAGACCACAGCUAAAGAAGGCUCUGUUUAUACAAAGCCACCCCAUGCUACAGAAGAAAAUGAGAUAAAUAAAAAUCCUAUCACAGAGACUGAUAAGAAUCAAUGGCCAAACAUCACCUAUGAAGACAUAGAAGUUGAAUAUUUGAGUCCUUACAAAUUGAUUUUAUAAAUCUGCCCAAAGUCGGACACCUAAAAUAUUGUUUGGUUAUCAUUGACCAAUUAACAAGGUGGGAUGAAGCUUUCCCUGCUUCAAAAGGCUGAUGCAGCCUUUGUAAUAAAGAUUCUUAUUCAGGAAAUUGUUCUCAAAUAUGACCCCUCAGCUAAAGUUGAUUCUGAUAGGAACUCUCAUUUCAUGGAUACAGCCCUUUCUAGAGUUUAUGCUAAUUUAGGAAUCAUGCCAAGAUUCCAUGCUUGUUACAACCCAGAAUCUUCAGGCCAGGUGGAAGGUAUGAACAAAGAGAUUAAGCUCUGACUGGAAAACUGUGUCAGGAAACACAUUUAGAAUUGCCUAAUAUACUGUGUGAAGGGAUCCUUCCUCCCAGGAUCACGUACCGGGGUCCUACCAGCGCUACGUCAGUGCGCUCUGGUGUAGGUCACAGGACUGUGGCCUAUGUAUUUGAUCCCGAGAUGAUUGAGUUUGACCCAGAAGGGAGAGGGAGGUGAAAAGGUUUGAGACAAGGAAGUACACUCUCUCUAUUCUACUCAGGUGCUCAGUGAAAAGGAGGGUGGCUGAGAGAGAGCCAUGCCCAUGUGGUUAUUUGAGAAUAGGCUUCUAUAUCUCUCUAUCUGUCUGCCUUCUCUUACUCAAGUAAAUAUUAAUAAACUCUAUGGAAAUUAAGAGCUGGAGUUUUAAUUUAGCUUUAACAAUACUACCAAUAGCUCUUUUUUCCUUAAGGAGCCGGCCUUGAGGAGAUUAUCAUGUCUCCCCUUAUGAAAUGCUUUUUGGCCAUCCUUCUUUGAAAGCUAAACCUUUUGUGCCAGUAUAUACGUCUUUGUGAGGGGGAGAUUUUAUUAUUGCUAAAUAUAUCAGAGAAUUGCAACACAGAUUAAAAGAAUUACAUGCUGUUGGAGCAAUAGUUCAGUCUGGCCCUAUAGAUUUUUCUCUGCACAGCUUUCAGCCUGGUGAUUAUGUCUAUAUAAAAAAUUUUCAGCGUUCCAGCGUACUUCAGCCUGUUUGGCAGUGACCUUUUCAGGUUCUUCUAACCACUCCUACAGCGGUCGUGUUUGAAAAAAGGAAUCAUGGAUGUGGAGGAAUCCACAGAACCGCCCACAGAACCACCCACAGAACCACCCACAGAACCACCCACAGAACCACCCACAGAACCACCCACAGAACCACCCACAGAACCGCCCACAGAACCGCCCACAGAACAGCCCACAGAACAGCCCACAGAACCACCCACAGAACCGCCCACAGAACCGCCCACAGAACAGCCCACAGAACCACCCACAGAACCGCCCACAGAACCGCCCACAGAACAGCCCACAGAACAGCCCACAUCGCCCAUAGCACCCUCCACAUCACAGGAUGUCAUAUCGUCCUCCACAACACAGCUCACAGAACAAACCAGCUCCUUCAACAGGUUACUAAUUACUUCCCACGAGUCUUCUUUCCUCUCUGCCUUCUCUCAACUGGAACUCUCUGAACAGGAUAUAAGUUUGAAGAAGAGAAAAGAAGCUAAAGGCCGGAAAUACGAGGAAUUCAAGAAAGCAGAGGAUGGAACUAUCUUGUACAUCAGAGGUGCGGAUGCAAGACAGGAAACACGUUCCAGAAGAAGGGGGCGGUAUCGACGACGUAGACUAUCAGAAACAAUUUCAGAAGAAUCAUCAGAAUCAUCAGAGGGAGGAAUAUUUUCUUGUCCUCCAAAAGGGAUCGUUGCUCUAACAGUAACAAAUGUUCUCAUGUUAGGACUUGGAUGGGCAGUACUUUGGUCAAUUACUGGCAAAGAAAGUCUUCCUGGUGGAAGUCUAUUUGGAGUAUUAGUCCUAUUUUAUUCUGCCAUCAUUGGGGGUGAAGUUCUGAGACAUUUCCAGCUACCUCCUCUUCUUGGGAUGCUGAUUGCUGGGUUUGCCAUUAGAAAUGCCCCAGUCGUCCAAGACAUGGUCCACAUCAAGGAAACAUGGUCCAAAAUUCUGAGAAAUAUAGCCCUUUCUAUUAUUUUGGUUCGAAGUGGGCUGGGACUUGAAUCAAAGGACCUGAAAGAGAACAUCUUUGUGUGGCCACGAUUAGCCUUGAUCCCCUGCCUUGUGGAGGCAGGUUCAUCUGCGGCUCUUGCCCAUUACUUAAUGAAUUUACCAUGGAAAUGGGGACUUAUCGUUGGUUUUGCCCUAGGUGCUGUCUCCCCAGCGGUUCUGGUGCCCACAAUGAUUGCCUUUCAAGAACAAGGCCAUGGUGUCAAAAAAGGUGUCCCAACUUUGCUCAUGGCUGCUUGUAGCUUUGAGGAUAUUAUAGCCCUCACUGGCCUCAAUAUAUGUUUAGGCAUAGCCUUCCCUACAGAUCUCCCACUUAAUAUUGUCCUCAAAGCAUCUCUGGAAGUGGUAGUUGGUGUGGCAGCUGGACUUUUUAUUGGCGUUUUUACUCGAUAUUUUCCCAACAGGAGACAGGACGAUGUUGAGGAGAUCAUUGCAGUCGCAUGGAAUAUUUUUGAACCCCUUCUUUUUGGACUGAUUGGAGCAGCAGUACCUAUUCAAUAUCUUAAACCAAAAUCUAUUGAAUUUUGUUUGGCCACCGUGGGCUCUGCUAUGUUGAUAAGGAUGGUUACCACAUUCUUCGUGAUGCUCUUUGCUGGUUUUGACUUCAAGGAAAAAGUAUUCAUUUGUUUUGCCUGGAUUCCUAAAGCCACAGUCCAGGCUGCCAUAGGACCUGUGGCUUUGGACACAGCAAGAGUACAUGAUGAUGAAAGGCUGGAAGAAUAUGGAGUGAUUAUACUAACAAUUGCAUUCUUGGCGAUUCUGAUCACAGCUCCAAUUGGAAGUCUGCUCAUUAACCUACUGGGCCCCAGAAUGCUGGAGGAACCUGAAGAGAUUGACAAUAAAGCUGCAGAUGCAAUAUUAAUAUAGAGAUGAAAGGAAA